This is a messenger RNA of Dermatophagoides pteronyssinus (European house dust mite), 842 nucleotides long. RefSeq lists its product as uncharacterized. Gene Ontology annotation, molecular function: ligand-gated monoatomic ion channel activity. The record is from RefSeq and is a predicted model, not a curated record. Lineage: Eukaryota; Metazoa; Arthropoda; Arachnida; Sarcoptiformes; Pyroglyphidae. Gene Ontology annotation, cellular component: membrane.
UAUUAGCGACAAUUAUUCUAACAUCAGCAUAUUCUGGUUGUCUUUUAUCGAAUAUAGCUAUACCAAAAUUAAAUUAUAUUGAUAGUAUUUGGAAAUUAAUUGAUUCAAUGCAUACAGGAAAAUUAUUAAUGAUUGGUACUGAUAAUGAAUUUAAUUUUUUAAAGGGUUUUCUUGAAAAACGUUUAGCCGAAAAUCCUCAUAUGAAACAUUAUAAUGUUAGUACAAUGAUUAAAAAUCAUCGUCAAAGUUUACGAACAUUGAUUGAUGAAUCGACAAAAUUUUCACAACAUAAUCAUAAUGAUGAUGAUGAAGAUGAUUAUGAUUAUAAUCAUUAUAAUCGACGACAAUUGGCUAUAUUAUUAUCAAAUGAACGGGCAAAUCUAAUUCGAAUAUCAAUAGGUUACGGUUUAUUCUAUCUACCACCAAAUAAUCCAUUAACAACAAUAAAUCAGAAUAUAAUAUCGAUUGCCAUUAACAAUCAUCUACAUGAUCAAUAUCAUCGAAAUUUUAAUCAAUUAAUUCAACGAAUAAUAACUACUGGUUUACAGCGAUUUUGGGGAUUAAGAUUUGCAUUGUAUUCAAAGCAAUUCUAUCGAACACUUCAUGGACAAUCAUCAAUGACGACAACAACAACAACAACAUUAUUAUUAUCGGAUCGUGAUCGAUUAGAUACAUAUUGGUUUCAUGGUUUAACCCAUAACAAUAUCGAUAUCGAUAAUGAUGGAAUAAUGAAAACAUCGAUUAAAACAAUACGAAUAAAAAAUUUAAUCAUUAUAUUCUAUGUUUAUCUAAUUUUCAACUUAAUCGCAAGCUUAUUAUUUAUAAUGGAAAUAUUUUACUAA